AACUAACUUCAUUCAUAAUCACUCAACAACUAUCAAUUCCCUCUAUCAUCAGAUUUAUAUAAUUUUUUGAAUUGGAUAUAUAUAGGAGAGAUCAGAGAUGGCAGGGAAUCAUGGAGUCCAUUCAGUGGCUUUGGAUAUCAGCGAUGAUCAUCAAACUUCAGAUGCAUCUGAAACCUCCUGCAAUAAUAACUUCAUUUUUACUCUGCCCUUUAUCCAGAAGGUGAUUGCGGAGAUUUUUGGGACGUAUUUCUUGAUGUUCGCGGGGUGUGGGGCGGCGGCGGUGAACGCCGACAAGGGGACGGUGACGUUCCCCGGAGUAGCCAUCGUGUGGGGGCUGGCGGCGGUUGCUAUGAUCUACUCCGUCGGACAUAUCUCCGGCGCGCAUUUCAACCCGGCCGUCACCAUUGCUUUUGCUACCUGCAGAAGGUUCCCUUGUGUACAAGUACCUGCCUAUAUACUAGCUCAGAUGAUCGGAGCAACCGCAGCAAGUGGAACCUUACGGCUAUUAUUUAACAAAGAACAUUAUCACUUCGUCGGAACAACUCCGGCGGGAUCGGAUUUGCAAUCUCUCGUCAUCGAGUUCAUAAUAACAUUUUAUCUCGUGUUCGUCAUUUCAAGUGUUGCCACUGAUAGUCGAGCGGUCGGAGAACUUGCGGGCCUCGCUAUUGGAGCUACCAUUUUGCUCAAUGUCAUGUUCACCGGGCCAAUAACAGGGGCAUCAAUGAAUCCAGCAAGGAGUUUGGGUCCAGCAAUAGUAUCAAAUAGAUACAGAGGAAUAUGGAUAUAUAUGUUGGGUCCAACUGCAGGGGCCAUUGCAGGUGCAUGGGUCUACAACAUCCUCAGGCUCAAAAACAAACCAUGAUAUAUUAUUGUUAUGGGGAAGUUUUAUGGAGUGUUAAUAUUCUUUAAAAAGAAAUAAAUAUGCUUUAAAUACAAUUGCAGCUUCUCUUUGUAGAGCCCAAUGUAGCAUAGAAAGUUGCUAUUCCUUUGUACUCCCUUCUAGAAA
Messenger RNA from Ipomoea triloba (trilobed morning glory), 1006 nucleotides. RefSeq names its product aquaporin NIP1-1-like. Gene Ontology annotation, cellular component: membrane. Bases 98 to 862 code for a protein of 254 amino acids. Lineage: Eukaryota; Viridiplantae; Streptophyta; Magnoliopsida; Solanales; Convolvulaceae. Gene Ontology annotation, molecular function: channel activity. The record is from RefSeq and is a predicted model, not a curated record. Gene Ontology annotation, biological process: transmembrane transport. The transcript is spliced from 5 exons.